AUGAUUAAGUGUACUCAAUCACGCCGCCAAGUUGGCUUCUAGAUUUUCUGCCUGGUUGCCCUGUUUGCCAUAGCCUCGGCGCGUCCCCAGUUCGGAUUCGGUGGAUUUGGAGGCGGGUUCGAGCAGCAACAGCAGCAGGCCGGGUUUGGACAAGGUUUCGGUGGUUUCGGCGGCUUUGGACAGCAGCAGCAGCAGGAAGGUUUUGGCGGAAAUGGAAACUUUGGUCAGCAGCAACAAGAAUUUGGUGGUUACGGCGGUUUUUACGGUUGAAUUUGAAAGAACUGAACAUUAUUGUAAAAUCUAAGCUCAUUAAAAAACGUAAUGAAAAGUUA
Drosophila erecta is the source of this 332-nucleotide messenger RNA. Its product is annotated as neuropeptide-like protein 31. NCBI's taxonomy places the organism in Eukaryota, Metazoa, Arthropoda, Insecta, Diptera, Drosophilidae. The record is from RefSeq and is a predicted model, not a curated record. The transcript has 2 exons.